Dictyostelium discoideum AX4 is the source of this 651-nucleotide messenger RNA. It is a transcript of the gene arrD, whose product is annotated as ADP-ribosylation factor-related. The record is from RefSeq and is a predicted model, not a curated record. Gene Ontology annotation, molecular function: GTP binding; GTPase activity. The transcript has 2 exons. Gene Ontology annotation, cellular component: Golgi apparatus. The coding region runs from base 1 to 651 and encodes 216 amino acids. NCBI's taxonomy places the organism in Eukaryota, Evosea, Eumycetozoa, Dictyosteliales, Dictyosteliaceae.
AUGGGAAUUUCAUCAUCUAAUCCUUUUAGUUCAAUUUUUAAAAGUAAAGCAAUAAAAUUAUUAAUGCUUGGUUUAGAUGGAAGCGGUAAAACUACUAUAUUAUAUAAAUUAAUGUUGAAUGAAGUAGUUUCAACAAUUUCAACAUUAGGAUAUAAUGUUGAAACAAUUCAACAUAAACAUUUAAAUUUAACAUUAUGGGAUUUAGCAGGUGAAGAAAGAAUUAGAACAUUAUGGAAACCAUUUUAUAAUAAAUGUACUGCAAUAAUAUUUGUAGUUGAUAGUAGUGAUAGAUUAAGAAUUGAUGAAGCUGCAUCAGAAUUAGCUAAAUUAAUGAAAGAGGAAGAAUUAAAAGGUUGUUCAUUAUUAAUAUUUGCAACAAAACAAGAUUGCAUAUCGCCAAUGGAAAUACCCGAAUUAACCGAUCAAUUGGGUUUACAUGAUAUUAAAGAUCGUAGGUGGUAUGUACAACCAACAAGAACAUUAGAAGGUAUUGGAAUUUAUGAAGGAUUAGAUUGGUUAUCAACUAAAAUCAUUGAAGAUCGAAAAUCGAAAUCAUUUAAAUCUAAAUUCUCUUUUUCAAAUAAAAGUAAACAACAAAAAUCAAAUAGCCAACCAAAUACACCAAGAAAAAAUAUUCAAAUGAUGACAUAA